AUCUAAAAGAAUGUCCCUACAUUGUUAUUGUCUCUGUUGGCAAACACACUCAUUUACCACCCCCACCCAGCAAGCCUCUGAUAACUGCUGUGGAAAACUUGAAUAAAAUAAUGAACAAUGAGGAUUUGCUAGAUCUUACUGCACGCAAGCUGUUGACAAAGCCUGCAUUAAAGAUAUAUCUCAACGGUGCACAUAUUAGCACCCUCCACCCAUCUUUCAAUAAACAAUCCCGACUCAAUUAUUUGAUAGGAAAGGCCAAACGUACUAAGUAUCCAUUUGGUCAGGAUAUUUACG
Molecule: messenger RNA, 294 nt
Organism: Paraglomus brasilianum
Lineage: Eukaryota; Fungi; Glomeromycota; Glomeromycetes; Paraglomerales; Paraglomeraceae
Source: the annotation of a GenBank genome assembly